GCUCAGAAAGACUUUAGGUGAUCUUUCAGAUAAUGACUUCAAGUCUUUCAAAAACUAUCUGAGGGACAAUGGACGUAGAAGUAUAGAAUGGGGAAAGCUGGAGAAUGCUGUUAGAGGAGAGGUAGUGGACUUCAUGGUGGAGGCGUACAUCUCAGCGGCUGGAAGCACCAUGGUAACCAUCCUAAAGAAGAUGAACAAGAAUCUUUCGGCCGAAAACUUGAAGGAGCGACUGACAAAAUGUACUAAGCCUGGUUCCAAGCGGCCCAUCACAUCAUCAGAGGGGGAGCCCUCUGAAGCCAAGAAGCCUAAGGAGGUAGCAGACGAGAAGGCCAAGGAGGGAGCAGCACCUAAAGCAGCAGCAUCUAAGGCAGCAGCACCUGAGACAGCAGCAGGCAAGAAGGCCAAUGAGGUUGUAGCAUCUAAAGCAGCAGGCAAGAAGGCCAAUGAGGCUGUAGCAUCUAAAACAGCAGGCAAGAAGGCCAAUGAGGCUGUAGCAUCUAAAGCAGCAGGUAAGAAGGCCAAUGAGGCUGUAGCAUCUAAAGCAGCAGGUAAGAAGGGCAAUGAGGCUACAUCUAAAGCAGCAGGUAAGAAGGGCAAUGAGGCUGCAUCUAAAGCAGCAGGUAAGAAGGGCAAUGAGGCUGUAGCAUCUAAAGCAGCAGCACCUAACGGAGCAGCAGGCAAGAAGGCCAAGGAGGGAGCAACAUCUAAAGUAGCAUGCAAGAAGCCUUAGGAGGUAGCAGCAUUUGUACACCCUUUGUAAGUUUCUGUAACCUGUGGAGAAGUUGGGAGGCCAUGCCAUUUAAAUUAAAAAGUAUGUUUGUCUGCAAAAAUCUGAUGGAAUAUUUUCUCUUACUUCCACAUUAUCAUUUGGAUACAAAUAAUGUUUAGUAGGUCACUGAUUCUUGAAAGUUUUGGCAAAAAAAAAUUUCCCA
Molecule: messenger RNA, 932 nt
Organism: Engraulis encrasicolus (European anchovy)
Lineage: Eukaryota; Metazoa; Chordata; Actinopteri; Clupeiformes; Engraulidae
Exons: 2
Coding region: 134-730 (198 amino acids)
Source: RefSeq, a predicted model, not a curated record